AUGUCUUUUUUAAGGCAUAUUAGUCGACGGUAUUGCCUUGUUUGUUAUCUAUCUACAAGUCUCCCCAUAUUUAUAUUGUUUCUUAUCAGUACCUUUGUAGUAUAUGCAGGACAUACUGAUAAAAUUUAUCCGAAUACCUUUGUAUCGCUUCAACUUUGCUUGAAUGGUUUUGACAUUGUUGUAGCUAGAGGAUACGUCUCAGGUCUCUGUGAUGAGCGGACCUUACCUAUUUCGAACAAGUCUGAUUUUCAGAAUAUCGCUUGUUUUUCUUGGUAUUGCAAUCACCGGUAUCGGAAGAAUAGUAGUAUAAUGGAAUUUGGUGAUGCCUUGCACUGA
Molecule: messenger RNA, 336 nt
Organism: Scheffersomyces amazonensis
Lineage: Eukaryota; Fungi; Ascomycota; Pichiomycetes; Serinales; Debaryomycetaceae
Exons: 1
Coding region: 1-336 (111 amino acids)
Source: RefSeq, a predicted model, not a curated record